Helianthus annuus (common sunflower) is the source of this 921-nucleotide messenger RNA. RefSeq names its product UPF0134 protein MPN_655-like. NCBI's taxonomy places the organism in Eukaryota, Viridiplantae, Streptophyta, Magnoliopsida, Asterales, Asteraceae. The record is from RefSeq and is a predicted model, not a curated record. The transcript has a single exon. The coding region runs from base 1 to 921 and encodes 306 amino acids.
AUGUUAGUAGAUGAAUCAGAGAAAGAAGAUGAAGCUGAAGCUGUAGGUGAAGGUAAUGUUGAAGGAGAUCAAGUCCGUUUAUCUCCUGAAUCUGAUCGUCUGUUGAAAGCUCUUAAAGAAAGUUUUAAAGCUGGAGAAGCAGCUAAAUCAACUAGAGAGAUUGAAGGUAACGAUGUAGAGAAAAGUUCAUCAAGCUCAUCUGAAGAAGAAAUUGAUGAUACUGAACGUGCAAAAAGAAUUCAGGCUGAAAUAGAGAAGGAGAAACAGCUAAAGAGAAAAAGGAGAGAGGAUAAAGAUGAUGAAUUGUACAAUCCAUCUCCUGAGCAUGUUCUAGAAUCUCAAACACCUCCAUCAUCUGGUGGUAGGAAGAAGACUAGUGCAAGAAAACGUGUUGUAACUCCUAAAGCAGCAAGAAAAAAGUUGACUAUCAAGCUCAAUCCUAAACGUUCAUCCAAACCAAAACCAUCUACACCACCUAAACAACCUACUCCACCACCAUCACCUCCACCACAUCUUUCACCACCACAUCAAUCUCCACCAGUACAUCAAACACCACCAUCUACACAACCACAAGUUCAAACCACUCCUGGUUCUUCAGGCUUUAAAGAUUUUCCUCAAGUUCCAGUGAAUAUUCCUCUUGAUGAUAUUGGAGAUUUCAGCUUUGUAAAUGAUGAACAAGUGAAGAAGUUGGAAAAGAAAGUAGAAGAAGUGUUGGUUGAGAACAAAAAGUUGGUAGAUCGUGAGAAGAAACUUGAAAAGUGUGUCAAGUUAGUUGAAGCUGAAAACUCGUCAUUGUUGCAAAAAGUUGAAGCUAAUCAGGUUGACAUUGAUAUUCUCAAAGCUAGAAUUUCUGAGUUGGAAGUGAAAAAGCUCGCAGAGAUGAGCAGAACGAGUAUUUUAAGUUACAGAACAAAGAGCUAG